This is a messenger RNA of Diorhabda carinulata, 4672 nucleotides long. RefSeq names its product zinc finger protein 271-like. Gene Ontology annotation, biological process: regulation of transcription by RNA polymerase II. The transcript is spliced from 2 exons. NCBI's taxonomy places the organism in Eukaryota, Metazoa, Arthropoda, Insecta, Coleoptera, Chrysomelidae. The coding region runs from base 1423 to 3732 and encodes 769 amino acids. The record is from RefSeq and is a predicted model, not a curated record. Gene Ontology annotation, molecular function: DNA-binding transcription factor activity; RNA polymerase II cis-regulatory region sequence-specific DNA binding.
CAUUAUGUUAAUUGAAAAUUUUUUGUCAUGUAAAUGAGACCCCUUCGAUAAAACAGAUACGUUUAAAAAAAUUGUGACUGAGGGCUUCCAUUUCUUGUAACAUUUCACAAGAAUCCAGUCUAAUCAGUAUUAGAUCUUGUUUUUCAAAGUUAAAUAAAUAUGGGCAUUGAGCUAUUCAAAGCCUUAAUAUGAAACAAACAAUUUGAUGAUCAUGGGACUUAAACUGUUGUUUGUUUCAUACUAAGGCCCCGAAUUGUAUUCUGAUGAACUUGAUACUUUAUCAUUUCCCUAGGUGUUAAAUUGUUCUUACUAGUUCAAGCUACAGUCAAAAACCCUGAUUUUUCUUUGCCAAAAGUAAAAUAACUUUCAAGAUAAUGUGAUAACUUGCUGUUGAGCAUUGAUUUUACAAAAUUUUACAAAAUCGAAAAAAAAAUGUUUAUGCUUCUAAAUGUUUUUGAUUUUAGGUCUCUUUUGAAUUAAGAUUAGUUUCUUUUAUAAUUUUUUGAAGACAGAUGAAAAUUUGAUAGACUAAAAGUUGCCGAAACGUCAAUUUUUAUCUGAUUUUCAAAAAUUAAUAAAAUGUUUUCAACUAGCCAAAUGUAAUUUUUCUCCUCUUUUUCAAAGUGGUGAUAUGAAAGCUAAUUUUAUUGUUUAAAUUUCAGGUACUUGUGAACUAUAUAGUUGCAUGAUAUACUAUUUCAAUAUUCCCAAUUUAUAAACAAUAAAAUCUUUGGUCACAUUUAAGGGACCCAAAAUUUGUUAAUAGCAUUUCGGUUUAAUAAUGUUCGACAAUCUAUAUUCUUCUUUUUUCUGGAACUUUUAAUGCUCUGAACGAUUUCGUUCUAUUAUUGAUAAAACAAAUUUAGAGGUUAUGUCUGCUUUUUGACCUUCGAGAGUAAUUAUAUUUAAAAAUAACCCAACUUUCUUAUAAAGUGUGUUUGAAUUACUUACCCUCAAGGAUGUAUUCUCUACACCUAUUUUUUAUGUUUAAAACAAUGUAUUUUUACAUAUUUAAACUCGCUAUUUAAUACACAAAUUAUAAACUGAAGAUUAAAAUUCAAACAAACUGAACGGUGAUACAGUAGAACAUUCCGUAAGUUCUGUGGAUUCUAAGGACAUGUUCACUUUGCUGAUUGCGGAAUUUAGUGAUGUUUGCGCUGAUUGGUUUUCACAGUUUUGUUUUAUACGUGAAGCACGUCCAUUUCACAUCAUCUGAUUGAUCCAUAAGAAAUAUGAAUAGAAAAUAAAAUUCCGUGCUGCAGUCUUGUAUUUGUGUUCUAUGCAGACAUAAAAUGACAGGUUAACUUCAUAAUCAAGUAAUUCCUAGUAACAUUUUGUUUAUUCCACAUUCAGAGAAAAUUGAUGAAAUUGCAAACCAAAAAUGAGUGUUAAGUGCUAAAUAGUUGCCUUUGAAUAUAAGAAAUGGAAAAUAAUAUGGAAGACAUUGACCAAAUAGUGAAUUCAACGGAAAAUGAAUUGGUUUAUAUAAAACAGGAAAACAGUGAUUAUCUUAAAUUGGAAAUGGAUCAAAUUAGUUUUAAGGAAGAAAUCAGUAUUUUUAACGAAAAUAUGGAACAAGAUUUUGAUGAGAAACCAUUCCCACAUACAAGUGCUUUAAUCAAUAAUAAACAUAAUAUUAAACAAGAGGAAAAUUAUUAUUUAAAUAGUGAUUUUAUGAUUGAUUAUAAUGUUCAGGACAAAACAGAUUGUAAUUACUCAGAUAAUCAGUAUGAAAGGAAUGAAAACAAAUGGAAAUAUCCUUCGGGUAAAUAUAGGAGGGCAAUUAAAUUGAGAGGAAAAUUAUUCGAUGGAAAAUAUAUAAAUAAGCAUAAUCAGUUUAAUGGUAUAUUCAUCUGUCAAGUAUGUGGAAAAAUGUGUGUGAAAAUGAAAGAAUAUCUUCUACAUACUUCAACAGAACAUUUUUUUAAACAAAAAAAGAAAGCCGUUGAUAAAACGCAAUUAAUAUCGACUGUUUCGAUUAAAAAAGAAAUCAAAACAGUCUCCGAUUUUGAUAAUACCCCAAUUAAAUGUAAUUUUUGCUCUAAAACUUUCGAACAACCAAAUAAUUUGAGUAUACACUUGCGUCAACACACUGAGAAAAAUUCUUUUAAAUGCCAGAUUUGUUCUAAAUAUUUUCCAACUAAAUCUAAUCUAAAAAAGCAUAAACGCAGUCACACAAGCGAUAAACCGUAUAAAUGCGAUGUCUGUUCGAAAUUAUUCGCCUAUAAAUAUUUAUUGACUUAUCAUUUGCGUCAACAUACGGGGGAAAAACCAUUUAAAUGCGAUAAAUGUACAAAAUCCUUCCCUUCCAAUAACACUUUACAAAAACACCAAAAAUGUCACACGGACGAAAGACCACAUAAAUGCGACGUUUGUUCGAAAGCUUUCAAAACAAAAUAUUGCUUGGACAUUCAUUUGCUCCGCCAUACGGGAGAAAAACCGUUAAAAUGCGACAUUUGUUUGAAACCGUUCGUCUGUAAAAGCGAAUUGAAGUGGCAUACUCGCGUUCAUACGGGAAAAGGUUUGUUCAAAUGUGAAAUUUGUUCGAAAUCCUACGCACAUAAAGUUUCUUUGAUCUACCAUGUACGUAAACACACGGGGGAAAGACCGUUUAAAUGCGACAUCUGUUCGAAAUCCUUCCCUUCCAACAGCACCUUACAAAAACAUAAGAAAUGCCAUACAGACGAAAGACCGUUCGAAUGUGACGUGUGUUCGAAAAAAUUCAAAACAAAAUCUUGCUUGGACGCACAUUCGCUGAUCCACACCGGCGACAAACCGUUCAAAUGCGAAAUUUGUUCGAAAUCUUUCCAACGAAAAUGCAAUUUAACCUCACACGUCCGCGUCCAUACACAAAAAAAACCAAAUUACCCCCUCUAUCGACACGUAAAAGAAAAACCUUUCGAAUGUGAUAUUUGUUCGAAAUCUUUCCAACGAAUAAGCCAUUUAACUCUACAUACUCGCGUCCAUACACAAAAGAAACUUAUCGAUUAUCCCUCGUAUCGAAGAAAUGGCGAUUCGUCCGCGCACUCUCGUAUCCACGCCGAAGAAAAACCCUUCGAAUGCGAAAUUUGUUCGAAAUCGUAUUUUUGCAAAAGCAAGCUGAAAUCGCAUAUGUGUGUCCAUACGGGGGUGGGUUUGUUCAAAUGCGAAAUCUGCUUAAAAUCCUACGCACACAAAGAUUCGUUGAUGUAUCAUUUACGAACACACACGGGGGAAAAACCGUUUAAAUGCGAUAUUUGUUCGAAAGCCUUCCCUUCGAAAAGCACUUUACAAAAACAUAAGACGUGUCACACGGACGAAAGACCGUUCAAAUGUGACGUUUGUUCGAAAACGUUCAAGUUAAAAUCGUCCCUCAACUCCCAUUCGCAGAUCCACACCGGCGAAAAACCGUUUGAGUGUGAAAUUUGUGCGAAAUCUUUCCAACGAAAAAGCAAUUUAAACUUACACGCUCGCGUCCACACCAAGAAAAAACUUUCCAAUCACCACUUGUAUCCGAACUUAAUAGGAAAACAUUUCAAAUGUGAAAUUUGUUCGAAAUCGUUCCGACAAAAAAGCGAUCUAACCUCACAUUCUUGUCUCCAUACCGAUGAAAAACCUUUCGAAUGCGAUAUAUGUUCAGUAUCUUUUUCCCAUAAAGGUAAUUUAACUUCCCAUAUGCGUCUCCAUGCGAGGGGAAAUUUGUUCGAUUGUUUUAGUGUGACGUCAUAUAGAUUCGAGACCUUCAAGUCGUAAGGUGCUCAAGAAAUAUGCGUCCCCGCGAAAAUCUUUUUAUAUUUCGAACUAAAUCGAUAUAUUUUUCUCAUAAAUUCAUCGAGGGCAAGAUCUUUUCACUCCUUCCUGUAUAUCAUGGUCUCCUUCGAACGAUUUUGAUAGACAACACCGAACAUCUUCAUCGCCCCGUAUAAUAUGUAACGUGGGUGCCGUUUAUCCCACUCGAAUCCAAUCACCGCAAAAAUUUCCAUGCUAACCACCUGUUUCUGACGUAUAUAGUUUUUUUCGAUAAAGUCUGUGUCAUAUAUUACAUAUACCCCCUGUAUAAUAUGUUAUAAGUGAUGUUGCAGGCGAAACAGCUGCCGUGUUGGGGCGUCCCAUGCUGCGCAACCGCAAUACGCGGUGUCGUGUCGCACGAUAAAAUUUUCUCGCGUUCAAAUGAGGCCUUUCAUUCUUUCGAAAACGUCAACUGUCAUUUGAUUCUUGUCAAAACGUGAACAAGCUACUUCGUUCACUUAUCAAACUCGUUUUAUUGUAAUCUAACAUUCCCAACGUUCUAGGUUGUAAUUUGAGGUCUCUAUUACUGGAAUACGUUGUUGGAUGAUGUUCGAGAGGGAUAAAAUCAAACCAACUUAUCAGAUUUAGUCCCGCGUGAGUUAUUUGAAUCCCAACAAUGAAAUAAAUUCAUAAAAAAUACUUGAACUGUUUUUCAUUAAAAAAAUAUGAAAUUUUCAGACCCUUCCUCGUAUAUGAACCUACUCAUUUUUAUAACAAUCAGUAUUCGAAUAAUUUUUUCUCAGUGUACCUUCAAUUUUGUUAUAAAUUUGAUAGAUUUUUAAUUGUAUGACUAAUUGUUUGUUGAAAUUUUGAAUUUUCAUCCAUUUCAAAUGAUGUAAAUUAUAUUUAUGGUACAUAAUUAUCUUUUUAUUUUCAAAAAACAAUAAAGUCGAUUGAUAUUUUG